UGUGAGCUGGUGGUCCCUGAGCAGCCUCCCAGCAGGGAGAAACCCUUCAGGUGCUUGGAAUGUGGGAAGAGCUUCAGCAGGAGCAACAACUUCCUCAGUCACCAGCACAUCCACAGUGGGGAACGGCCCUACACGUGUGAGGAGUGUGGAAAGAGCUUCAGGUACAGCUCCAACCUCCGCACCCACCGUCGCAUCCACAGUGGGGAACAGCCCUACACGUGUGGGGAAUGUGGAAAGACAUUUAACCGGAGCACCGACCUCCUCAGGCACCAGCUCAUCCACACUGUGGAACGGCCCUACACGUGUGGGGAGUGUGGGAAGAACUUCAAACGGAGCUCCCACCUGCUCCGACACCAGGUGAUCCACAGUGGAGAAAGGCCCUACACGUGUUGGGAAUGUGGGAAGAGCUUCAGCACAA
Messenger RNA from Corapipo altera (White-ruffed manakin), 418 nucleotides. Its product is annotated as zinc finger protein 92 homolog. Gene Ontology annotation, molecular function: DNA-binding transcription factor activity; RNA polymerase II cis-regulatory region sequence-specific DNA binding. The annotation marks the transcript as partial. Gene Ontology annotation, biological process: regulation of transcription by RNA polymerase II. Lineage: Eukaryota; Metazoa; Chordata; Aves; Passeriformes; Pipridae. The record is from RefSeq and is a predicted model, not a curated record. The transcript has 2 exons.